AUGAAUGAAGAGAUCACUGCAGAUGAAAUUUUAAAUGCAAUUAAACAGCUGAAAACUGGUAAAGCUCCUGAAAUAUUAACUUCAGGAAGAGAUGGUCAGCUCCAACCACAAUCAGCAUUGGAAAUCUUACAACAGCAACUGGAAUCAUUUCAAACUCUUCAACAGCAAACUUUAGAGAAUGUAAGCAUGGUUCAAACUGAAAUUCAUGAGAUACUUAAUAAAAAUAUAACUGAUAUGAAAAGUCCAGACAAUUUACUUUUUCCCACCACAUCUAUCAACAUUUCUACGCCAGGAGAAUAUCAAGAAGCUCUUUAUUUUAAGAAGCAGCUUCAUCCUGAUAAGAAAUCUGAUACCAGUCAUGGUUCAGAAAACAAGUUCAGCUCUGAAUUUAAAAACAAGAUUCUAAACAAAUACAAAGUAACUGGAAUAUCAGAAAACCAUACCCAAGAAUCUCGGAACAAAGCUGUUCUCUCUUUAAAUGAUGAUUACAUUAAGAAUUUUGGCAACAGCACUUUUUCUCCAACAUACAUUGGUUUGGGCUCAGAAAAGAUGACACAUCUUAGACUAUUAAAAAAUUACAAUGAACACAAACCCUCUACAGUAUUCCAUAAUUAUGAAGGGAAAGAAUCUUUAUCAGACAAUGUAAGUCCUUUCAAAGAUUUAAAAGAGGAAGAUAAAAAGGCUACUAGACAUGAAUUGUCACAUUUCCUUGAACUUCAGAAUUCUAACAAUGUCUGUGGCAAAGACAAUGAUUCUGGUUAUUUAUCAGAACAGGAUUUAAUAGAAAAAGUAGUAGAUAUGUCAAAUUAUGAUUUUAAAUUGAGGAGGUUUUCAGAACUGGAGGAAAAUUAUCAAAGUACACUGAAAACAGCAUGCAAGGACAAAUAUAAGAAUAAAGAACAUCUCAUGAAAGAUAGUGCAAUCGACAAAUUGCAGAUAAAUCUGUUCUCCAAGAUGCUUAAAAAAAAUGAAACACAACUGCUUAAGUCAAAUCAAGAGUUCCAAAACUAUGUGGAUUUGGAAUUCUCUGAUAUAAAUUCCGUACCUGAUGAUUAUGCUGAAAGCCGUAGACUUUUACACUUGCCCUUGGGAGAGUCUGACCAUGCUCAGAAAAAAGAGAUGGUUCUACACGAAGAUAUGAAGACUCAAAUGAAACCUCUUACUGAUGUUAUGCAGUGUCUGACAGAGCAAAAUUCAAAAUAUCAGAAUCAAAUUAAGGAAUUGCAUGAUGAGAAUAAUAACCUUCAAGAGAAAUUAGUUAAAUCAGAUGGAGACAGCAAGGAAUGCCUGAAAGAACUAAAGCGAUUACUGAAGAAAUGCAAAGAACUUCAACAGCAAAAGUUAGCACUGGAAGAAAAGCAGGAUCAGCUAUAUGAUCAAAAUCAGCGGAUAAUGAGAGAUGUAAAUUAUUUUCAGAAGAAAGAUCAAAAAGCCCAGGAAAGUUUGGCUAUUUUCUCAAAAGAAAAAAGUAAUCUUAUUGCAACCUUAGGAUCUUUGGAAAAUAAAGUUUUAGUACUUCAAGAAGAAAAAAAGACAUUGGGAGAUGAUAUCUGCCAACUUAAAGAAGAAAAACAAUUGUUAGGAAAAGAGCUUGGAGAAAAACAGAAUGAGAUACAAAAAUUGAAAGAAAAUGAGAAGAUUGCAGUAUCAGAUAUGGAAGCUGUUCUUAGGAUGUUACAGUCAUUUAAAGAUGAAAAACUGAAUUCUGAUAAAACAUUACAUGUGGCACUGAGUUCUAAAAAAGUAUUGGAGAAAGAACUCCAGGAUGCCCAGUCAGACAGAGCUCAAGUUGAGGAAAAGCUUCUAACUGAACGUAAAAAUGCAAAAAUAGAAAGUGGAGUUUUGAAAACUACUUUAUCCAAUACUGAAAGAGAAUGCGAACGACUAAGAACCAUGAUAACUACCAUUACAGAAGACAACAAGGUUCUCAAGAAGCAGCUGAAUGUAUUUAAACAGGAAACCUAUGAAUGCAAGCAUAAAAUAAGACAACUGAGUGAAACAGUCUUACUAAAAGAAAAUGUAACACGUUCCAUAGAGAAUGAAAGAGAUGCACUAAGGUUUGAAGCACAGCGUCUUCAAAAGAACAAUGCUAACCUCAAAGAGCAAGUUACUACUUUGGCCAAUGAACAAUAUAAGCAAGAGUGCAAAUCCAGAAGCCAAAAGCAAAAUGAUUUCUCUAUAGAUUCUACUCAAAUUUGUGAAGAAAUAUCUAGGUAUCAACGUAUUUCUUUAAUGCGCGAUCUACCAGGCAGCUCCAGGCAAACUCCAUCAAUCAAUCCUUCAAUGACACUAUAA
This is a messenger RNA of Protobothrops mucrosquamatus (brown spotted pit viper), 2295 nucleotides long. It is a transcript of the gene CCDC110, whose product is annotated as coiled-coil domain containing 110. The coding region runs from base 1 to 2295 and encodes 764 amino acids. The record is from RefSeq and is a predicted model, not a curated record. NCBI's taxonomy places the organism in Eukaryota, Metazoa, Chordata, Lepidosauria, Squamata, Viperidae. The transcript has 7 exons.